AUGUCAAUUUGGAAACCAGAAGACCACGUACCGCAAGAGAUCAAAGAUCUUUUAGCUGAAGAACAACCUAAUUAUGUUAUGGCAUUUUUAAAUGUUGUUCAGUUAUUGAAAAUUCAAAAGAGAACUGGUUGGUUAGAUUUUGGUAUCAACGAAUGUGAAAGUAUUUCUGAUCACAUGUAUAGAAUGGGUAUCACAUCUAUGAUGAUUAAAGAUCCAAAAGUCAACAAAGAUGCCUGUGUCCGUAUUGCAUUAGUUCAUGAUUUGGCAGAAUCUUUGGUAGGUGAUAUCACUCCUAAUGAUCCAGUAGGCAAAGAUGAAAAGCAUCGUCGUGAAUUGGAUACAAUUAAUUAUCUAUGUGAUACUUUUAUCGCUAAAUAUAAUGAAGAAGCAGCAAGACAAGUUUUAGACGAUUGGUUAGCUUAUGAAAACGUUUCUACAUUAGAGGCCCGUUAUGUCAAAGAUAUUGAUAAAUUUGAAAUGUUAGUUCAAUGCUUUGAAUAUGAAAAAAAAUAUAAUGCUGCAAAGAAUUUAGAUCAAUUCUGGAGUGCAAUGUCUAGUAUUAAAACUGACGAAGUCAAAUCAUGGGCCGAUGACCUAUUCAAAAGACGUACUGCUUUCUUCAAAGAACAUGCCAAAUAA
Molecule: messenger RNA, 639 nt
Organism: Vanderwaltozyma polyspora DSM 70294
Lineage: Eukaryota; Fungi; Ascomycota; Saccharomycetes; Saccharomycetales; Saccharomycetaceae
Gene: YGK1
Product: 5'-deoxynucleotidase
Exons: 1
Coding region: 1-639 (212 amino acids)
Cellular component (GO): cytoplasm
Molecular function (GO): 5'-deoxynucleotidase activity
Source: RefSeq, a predicted model, not a curated record